ACAUUAUCCAUGCAAUGGAACCAAACAAAGCCUUAUUGCAUGCAAUUAUGGUACAUCGUCCCUGCUAAAUCGUCAAUAAAAGUUUGCCAUCAAGAUAUAAGGAAUUCAACCACCUGUCUUUGGAGUCCGCYAGCUACAAYAGACCAUGAAUGGAAUUUCGGACAAGUUGAGAUACCUGGGGAUAAAGGUGGAAGUGUGCAAAUUGUUGGUUACGCCAAAGCAUUUCUAGCGGUUGAUGACUCCAAUUUUAUAGCAACUUCCUGUUCUCAAGUUAUCUCACAAACUAAUCCAUCCUGCUAUUUUGAUCGUUAUCAACCCUGUCAAAUGAAAAUAGACAAGUCAUGGGUGCCAACAAUGCAUAAAGACCGACAAGGUGAAAACAGCUUCUACUUAGCCUUACAAGGCAAUGCGUCCAACAUGAUAUCAAGCCCAUUGAUGAGAUCGAAAUCASAUGGAUGGAAGUGUUUACGAUUCUGGAUGAGCAGCAUGAACAAACAUAGUUCAAGAAAACUGGAGAUCUUUUAUAAAAACCAGAGCAAUUUGAUAUCUAUUUUUAGAUUUACAUCACUUACACCAGSGUGGAUCUUCUUUCAGUCACCAAUACCAGGAGAGGAAAACAAUUUCCAGGUUGUAAUUGAAGGAAAAAGAGACGAGUAUGCCUCGCUUUCAGUGGAUGACAUCACAUACACGAAAUUUCAAUGUCAACGUAUUCCUGAUGCAGACGCCAAAUCAAAUAAAGAAUGCCUUGAAUAUAGCACUUUGGAUGAUCUUGAUCGAAGAAAGGACCAAAGUGGAUCAAAGUCGAGUUUUAGAUCAAAAGACUCAGAAGUUAUUGAAGUUCCAUUUACAUGGUAUCGCAUAGCUGGACUKGCGGGUAAUCAAGUUUCCACGGAGUGCACUCAACAUUCGAAAUAUGCAUGCAAUGAUGUAAGUCAAUUCUGGAUAGAUGGAAACAUGCCAAGUUUAGCCCAGGGUCCGUUGGACACGACAAUGUGCGUACGAAUUGAUGAUGAGUGCUGUGYCAAAAGAGUAUCAGUCGUUAUUCGCAAUUGCGGYGGAUACUUUGUCUAUCGAUUUAUAAACAUAGAAAGCGGUGAAAAAGUUUGUACAGAAUACARCGCACGAAAGCUUACAAUUGAUAUGGAAUGGCGAAACUGGUCAAAUGUAAAUUCGGGAUUAAAGUGGGGCAUCCUCAGUGACAAGCAAUUUAUCUUAGUUGAAGCUAUUCAGACUGACCAAGACAAACAUCUUAAAGGUUUACAGCGUGGUGUUGGGCUGGUUUUAAAUGGAACAGUACUUUUUAAUGUUCCAACAAAACCAAAYAUCGAGUCAUUUACAAUGUGUUUUUGGAUAUCUUCGAAUACAACUACGUCAAAAUUGGUGAASAUUACCAUUAAAACCAAUAUGGAGAUGUCAUUGGAUGUUUUUAUUUGUCGGUCUGUUUGGAGACACAUAUGUGUAUCGUUCCAAUAUGGUGUAUACUUGAUUUAUGUCGAUGGAGUAGUGAACAAGACGGWGUAUACUGGAAAUGAACUUUGGAAACUUAACGGUGCAGACAUAAAACUUUCCAUCACUUCACAUGAACUCAUAAAUAUUAAGCUAACAAGUCUUAACGCGUGGGACAAGUUUCUCGACGAAGACACUAUUCUAUAUAUGUCUUACAGUUGUAAAAGUCACAAGGGAACUAUGGUUCUCUGGGAGGAAUUCGUUAAGAAUAUUUCCAUGGUUACCAGUUCCAAUUCUUCAGUUGUUCACUAUAACAGAACAUCUUGCGAAGGAAGAAAAGGAAACGUUCUUAGCGUAGUAUCUAACGCCAGUACAGCGUUGUCAGCAAGGGCGAUAUAUCUAAGUCCACCUUACCCUUUACUACCAAGAUUAGUUAAAUCACCUGCAAGGUGUUUAAGAUUUCAAUAUCGGUUGUGGGGCCCUGGAGCGAAAGUGCUGAAGCUAUAUCAAGUCUUGGAUAACAAAACAUUUCCAUGGAGACCAAUCUGGAUUGAAAAGACCAGUUCRAGUAGUUGGAAGGAAGGACGGGUCACUCUUUCAGCUGUGACAGAAUAUCAGAUAGCGAUCGUAGGCGAAAUGUCGAAUGCACCAGGACUAAUAUCGAUAGGAGCUUUAUAUACCACUGAAGAGUAUUGUCCAGUGUUACCUGCUUCAGCAGACAAAGCGUGCAAUGAAAUAUUUACAAACUUGAUUGGUAACAUCAUGUCUCCCUAUUAUCCAAGUUACUAUAGCAACAACGCUAGCUGCAACUCGACCAUCAUAGCGAAGCGAGGCUACGUUAUUCGUCUAGAUGUCGUCGAGUUUGAGCUGGAAAUGAGCACACGAUGUGAGAAUGACUCUGUUGAUGUGUAUGAUGGUGGUAAACGAACUGGUCGAUAUUGUGGUAUAAGGUACCCACCCAUCAUUCAGUCGACUACAAACCAACUUUCGGUGGUGUUCCGAUCAAAUGCAAAGAUAACUCGCACUGGAUUCAUGGCACGUUACCGGAUUCUGAGAGAUAAUGAUACAAAGCAAGGAUGCUUACAAGACUGCCCAGCUGAUUGUCAAUGUCGAAAGCUGUCUGAUGGAAGAAUAGUUGUCUCAUCGCGAAGUAUCAAUGCAGUUCCACGUCGACUYCCUCGUGAMACAUCAGUCAUGUAWACACAUCAUUUGAUGAACCAGCAAUUACAAUAUACUGAUACGUAUCCUUACAUACCUUAACAUUAGUUUACUKAAUUACUUGCUUUCAUGGCGAUAUACAGUAUAUAUUUAUAAUUCGCAUUUAAAAACCUUGUUUUUAAACAAAAAUCGAUGAUUUUAACUCAGCAGCGGUUUUCGUCGAUACACAUUUACAGCUWUCUCACUGAUGUCAGCUCCAAAAUUUCAUCAUAUCAGCUUUUUCAGCGUCCACUGAUUUUUAAUCACUGUAUUAUUAUAUUAAGACCAAGAAUUUAAACUAUAUACUUCUAUUAUCAUCAUCAUCACCASCAUCACCAUAGUCYAUAAUCUUUGUUUGAAUUGUCGUUAGAAAUGUGUUAAUGGUGUGCCAUUUUCUUUCAGCUUGUUUUCUGGRAAUAAAAUCUUCMACAUAAAGAGAAAUACAUUUGAGGAUCUGC
This is a messenger RNA of Exaiptasia diaphana, 3101 nucleotides long. RefSeq lists its product as uncharacterized. The record is from RefSeq and is a predicted model, not a curated record. Lineage: Eukaryota; Metazoa; Cnidaria; Anthozoa; Actiniaria; Aiptasiidae. Gene Ontology annotation, cellular component: membrane. The transcript has 16 exons. The coding region runs from base 10 to 2706 and encodes 898 amino acids.